Molecule: messenger RNA, 803 nt
Organism: Magallana angulata
Lineage: Eukaryota; Metazoa; Mollusca; Bivalvia; Ostreida; Ostreidae
Product: heme-binding protein 2-like
Exons: 4
Coding region: 132-674 (180 amino acids)
Source: RefSeq, a predicted model, not a curated record
ACGCCCUCUGGUGAAAGAUUAGGUUUAGCUCUGAGAAAGAUGACGUCAUCACUUUCGCGGUGACGUAUAAUUACACUUUGGAUAAAAACUUCACCUCGACCGGUAAGGGGUAUGAGCUGAGACGGUAUGAGAUGUCCCAAUGGGUUGCAACAAGAGAUCUAGUGAGGGGAUACGGUGCUCUGAUGAACUAUCGAGAGAACAAAUUGGUAUAUAAAUUGUUCCGAUACAUUUCUGGAAAGAACACACUCGGAAUGAAGAUACCGAUGAUAUCCCCUAUGCUGAUGACCGUUUACCCCGGGGUGGGAAGGAAUUACGAACAGAGUGUGAUGGAGAUGCACUUCAUGAUCCCCCACCACAUGCAGCCCUUCCCCCCGGCCCCCACCGACCCCACCGUGUACAUCACUAUGCUCCCUCCCAUGGACGUCUACGUCAAAUCGUUAAGUAGGUUCACUAAUCACAGAAUGAACCUGAGGAAAUCGUUCUCUAAUAACAGAAUGAACCUGAGGAAAUCGUUCUUUAAUAACAGAAUGAACCUGAGGAAAGUGAAAGAACUAAUGAAACAAAUCAACAACAGAAAUCUCUACCAUAGAGACCAUUUUUACCAGGCCGGAUAUGACGGUACCAGCUCUAUGAAUAGACAUGAUAACGAGGUCUGGCUCGUUGCCAAAAACUAAUAGUGUGUACAAGACAUAUUUUCAUGAUAUUUUCAUGUCUUAAACAUAUUAUUGGACUGAUCUAAUAAUAAAGUUAUCAAAAUAAUCUGUGCUCCCUACUGAUGAUGUAAAUAAAAAGUUCUGAGGAUC